This is a messenger RNA of Vigna umbellata (rice bean), 663 nucleotides long. The record is from RefSeq and is a predicted model, not a curated record. Lineage: Eukaryota; Viridiplantae; Streptophyta; Magnoliopsida; Fabales; Fabaceae.
AUNAGGAUAUUGUGUUGUAUUCAGCCAAGGUUAUCCCUGGCAACGAGUCUCGUGUUAUGGAAAUGCUAAACCGCAUAUCAGAUAUUGGAUCAACUAUAAUUAUGGGGAAGAAUGAAUGUCUGCACACAUCUGGCCAUGGGUAUCGUGGAGAAUUGGAGGAAGUGCUUAGAAUUGUGAAGCCACAGCAUUUUUUACCCAUACAUGGAGAACUCUUGUUCUUGAAGGAACAUGAAUUACUUGGAAAAUCAACUGGCAUUCGGCACCACUACUGUUAUUAAGAAUGGAGAGAUGCUUGGUGUUUCUCAUUUGAGAAACAAAAGAGUCCUUUCCAAUGGUUUCACCUCACUUGGAAAAGAGAAUUUCCAGUUGAUGUAUAGUGAUGGUGAGAAAGCAUUUGGUACAUCAAGUGAACUCUUUAUUGAUGAAAGAAUGAGAAUUGCAUUAGAUGGCAUCAUAGUUGUUAGCAUGGAAAUAUUUCGCCCACAAAAUUUAGACAGUCCAGUUGAGAACACCUUAAAAGGAAAAAUAAGAAUUACCACAAGAUGCCUGUGGCUUGACAAGGGUAAGCUGUUGGAUGCACUCCAUAAAAGCUGCUCAUGCGGCCCUUUAACUGCCCUGCAAGCUGUCCCUGGCUCAUAUGGAAAGAAUUGUAUUGAGGUGUGA